Messenger RNA from Cetraspora pellucida, 216 nucleotides. Lineage: Eukaryota; Fungi; Glomeromycota; Glomeromycetes; Diversisporales; Gigasporaceae. The record is from the annotation of a GenBank genome assembly.
AUGGGAUGUAUUACGUCUAACUUAAGCGACAAAGCUGAUUCUAUCGAUUCGCAGUCAGAAUUUCAAUACGUUGAUGCAAAUAAUGAUGAUGAACAUUUUAUGAUAAGAUAUAUUUGGCAAAGCAACUUUUCUGCUCCCAUCGAACAUAUUAUAUCUAAAUCAGGAUCCAAAAUUCUAGAUGUUGGGUGCGUAAAUGUUAUGGUAGUUUUUGAGUGA